AAGCCCAAGGGAAAAAAUGCUGUUCGCUGGGACCACUAACAAGUAGUAUGCCCCCGUUUAGCUGUAUGCUGGAUUAGACAAGCACAAAAAAUUAGGAAGGAUAGGCAGAGUGUAAACAGAACUGCUAGAGUAAACAGAAAUGAGAAACUCUAGAAAUGAGAAACUCUCUUGUACAUUUCUCGGGGUUGUCUGUUACGUAUCCCCAUGACCAGUAAUUGCCACAGGGGGGGGUUCAUUAGCAGCAUAUCAGUGGUCAAAUGUGCUUUUUUGGUUCGGUGGUGGCGAUUCUAUAGUCGUAUUACAAUACUCUUAUGGACGUUUGUGUCCUAUUUCUGUACUCGAAAGCCACACCAACAUUUAAUGAGCCACGUUUAUACGGAUGAUAUGCAACAGUUGUCGUCGAGACUUUCGUCCUUCCAGGGACUUUCCAUAUUCAGGUGUUCUUUGCAAUUCGGGGCAAAGACCCAGCUUGCAACUUUAAUGUGCACUGAGCACACCGCGGAGUGCCCUGUCUGCGGGAAACAAUAUCUCGUCUAUGUCGAAUUCUGCAAAGACUAUCAUCCUCCAUUGUUACGGUGCCCUAGGGGAAUAGCUGAAGAGAGCGAAGAUAUGCAAGAAGGAAGAUGUCCCAGUCCAGUUUGUCCUUACAGUCGCACCGGCGGUUGCAGUGUCAGUUAACACAGGGUAUGCGCAUCUUCGACAAGCCGGUAUUUCCAAUGAUGGUGCGUCAACGGAGGUUACAGGAAGCUUAGUGUCCUCUAAAGCACGGAUCACCGCAGGAAAGGGCUCGCGAACCUCGCCCGAGAAGCUGAACCCUUGCUCAUAGAUGAGUCUAGUAUAUUCAAAGUACGACCAUAAUUACUUACCGAAAACGGCAUCCACAAUAUGAUCCGUCGAUUUAAUAGCCGCUAGGAAAUCUUCCACG
Molecule: messenger RNA, 925 nt
Organism: Daldinia loculata
Lineage: Eukaryota; Fungi; Ascomycota; Sordariomycetes; Xylariales; Hypoxylaceae
Exons: 3
Coding region: 205-678 (157 amino acids)
Source: RefSeq, a predicted model, not a curated record